Messenger RNA from Aspergillus pseudonomiae, 977 nucleotides. RefSeq names its product type 1 glutamine amidotransferase domain-containing protein. Lineage: Eukaryota; Fungi; Ascomycota; Eurotiomycetes; Eurotiales; Aspergillaceae. The record is from RefSeq and is a predicted model, not a curated record. The coding region runs from base 139 to 900 and encodes 253 amino acids. The transcript has a single exon.
GCCAGAUCGGGUACGUCAUUGCGAUGUCAUUUCGAUAGCAGGAUAUAAAAAUGCAGAUCAGUGUCCAGCAAAGACGAUAAGCACAAUUCCACCUACUUAUUUGUUUUUGUCUAACUCCAGAAAAUAAAGCAACUAAACAUGCCCGCCCAAAAAGUCCUCAUAAUCCUGAGCGACGCCGACUCCUUCCCGCUCAAGAAAACCAGCGGCCAAGAAGCCGGCCAGGUCGUCGACCAACCCUCCGGCUUCUUCCUCAUGGAACUGGCCAAACCACUCCAGAAACUGCUCGACGCCGGAUAUGAAGUCACCUUCGCGUCGCCCAAGGGCCAAGAGCCCACGCCGGACCCCAACAGUGAAUCGCUGCUCGCUUUCGCGGGCAACUUCUACGAACGCCGGCGCGAGAACGAGUUGAUUGAUCGCAUGAAGCGCGAGAACGGGUUCAGCCGUCCGCGGACUUUUAGCUCCAUUAGCGAUGCGGAGUUGGAUUCAUUCGCGGGCGUGUUCAUCCCCGGUGGACACGCGCCGCUGAGAGAUCUGGGCGCGGAUCAACAUCUCGGUCGCAUCUUGCGAUUUUUCCAUGCCAAGAGUCGGCCCACGGCUGCUAUUUGUCAUGGGCCGUUUGCGUUCUUGAGUACUAAACUUGCUGGAGAGGGUAACUUUGUGUAUAAAGGUUAUCGGAUCACCUGCUGGAGUGACGCCGAGGAGAAGAUGAUGGAGACCAUGAUGGGUGGGGAGAUUGAGAAGGUGGAAUCCGAUCUUCGGAAUGAAGGCGCCAUUAUGGUCGAGGGCGUGAAGGAGAAGAUUGGCAGCGUUACGGUGGAUCGCGAGCUGGUUACGGGCGCGAAUCCUACGGCUGCGAACACUUUAGGAGACCAGUUUCUGCAAAUGUUGAGUGUGCAUUGAGUCGAGUGGCGGUAAUGGUAGUGAGAAAUGUAUAAUAGUAUGAUGGAAUGAAUUACGCUGAUCUUUAUGCUAUCUAA